This is a messenger RNA of Ylistrum balloti, 4266 nucleotides long. Its product is annotated as CXXC-type zinc finger protein 1-like. Lineage: Eukaryota; Metazoa; Mollusca; Bivalvia; Pectinida; Pectinidae. Gene Ontology annotation, biological process: positive regulation of DNA-templated transcription. The record is from RefSeq and is a predicted model, not a curated record. Gene Ontology annotation, molecular function: DNA binding; zinc ion binding. Bases 139 to 1896 code for a protein of 585 amino acids. Gene Ontology annotation, cellular component: Set1C/COMPASS complex. The transcript is spliced from 17 exons.
CUUCACUCCACAAAGCUACUGUACGAAAACGAUUUAUAUGUAGAAGAUAAACAACAGAAGUAGAUAUUAAGUUAUGCUGUAAAUUUUUCAAAGUGCACAACUCCUGCUAGACAACCUGUGAAAUUUCAAACGGCAAAAAUGUCAGACGGAAUAGCCAACCAGUUCCUGUUACCAGAGCGUCAGGCAAAAGUGAACCAGCUCAUUAGAAGGAUGGACCAUACAGAAGGCCCAAGGGAACAUGUUGCUGAAGCGCAAUACUGUAUUUGUCGGUCCACAGACUGCAGUCGUUUCAUGAUAGGCUGUGACAACUGCGAGGAGUGGUACCAUGGUGACUGUAUUGGAGUCACACAGUUAGAUGCCAGGUCUAUCAAACAAUUCUUCUGUGACAUGUGUAGAGAACAAAACCCCAGUCUUGAUAUCAAGUAUAAAUCAAAAAAGAAGAACAAAGAUAGAUUCACUUCCCAUCCUGUCAGUGAGAGAGAGGGUCUUAGACAGGAAUGGAAAUACAACGAAAAGGAAAAAUCAAGAAAAAAAUCCUCAAGGCGAUGUGGAGAAUGUAAAGCAUGUCAUCGCACAGAAGACUGUGGAAGAUGUGAUUUCUGUAAGGAUAUGAGAAAAUUUGGUGGUCCAAAUAAAAUACGUCAAAAAUGCAGGCUGCGACAGUGCCUGAAUUUCUGCCGUUUUCGUAAGAAUCAAGGGGGUUUGAAUAUGUCUGCAAAGAAACCUGAAAAAUCUCAACGUACUGUAACAUCAGAAACAGAAUCCAUGAGGACAAGCUUUUCUGGACGUUUUUCAGAAGAUGAUGAUGAUGAUGAUGAUUUCAUGGAUUUUGAAGAUGGUGGAGCCUCCGAAAAUAUUGAAAAACCUACAAAGACAAAGCCAGGGAGGAAAAGGAGCGAAUCAGGAUCACCACGGAAGAAAAAGAAAGAAAGCAAUAAACAUUCACCUACAAAGAAAAAACAGAAAUUAAAAGAUAAGGCAGGUUCAGAAAGGAAAAAGAAGCGUGGAGGAGAGGUAGAUGAUAUGCGAGAGGUAGAAGAUGAAGAACCACGUCAGUGUUUUGGACCAGGAUGUAUUGAACCUGCUCAAGCAAACUCUAAAUACUGUUCAGAGGAGUGUGGAAUGAAACUUGCCAAAAACCGUAUCUAUGAACUCUUGCCUCCGAAGAUCCAACAGUGGCAGAGCACACCUUGUGUUACGGAAGAAAACAACAAGAAAGCACUGGAGAAAAUUCGUCGUCAGCAACUAGAGGCACGACAUAAACUAGGGGAGCUUGAUCUGAGACAUCAGGAGCUGGACGCUCUCCUAGAGAGAGUCAAACACGCUGUAAUAGCCCCAGACCAGGAGGAGAAGGAACCAGAGGAUGAUACUGAAUACAGCAUGUACUGUGUUACGUGUGGUGCUGAACUCAACCAGAAGGGGGCCCUGAGACACAUGGAAAAAUGCUUUGCAAAGUUUGAGGCACAGACAUCGUUCGGCUCCAUUUACAAAACAAGGAUUGAAGGAAACUCAAUGUUUUGUGACUACUAUAACACUCAGCAAAAAGUUUAUUGUAAACGGCUGAAAGUCCUCUGUCCUGAACACACUAAGGAACCAAAGGUGGGACCAGAUGAGGUGUGUGGCUGUCCACUGGUUGUUAAUGUAUUUGAGGAGACUGGAGAAUACUGCAGGGCUCCUAAACGAAAAUGUAACAAACAUGUUGUGUGGGAGAAACUACGACGGGCUGAGAUAGACAUGGAAAGGGUCAGACAGUGGAUGGAAUUGGAUGACUUGUUUGAGCAAGAGCGCAACAUCCGUGUGUCGAUGGCGAACCGUGUGGGAGUACUGGGCCUCAUGUUACAUCAGACAUUGGAUCAUGACCCACUCAACCCCAUUAAACCUCCCGAAAUGAACUGAUCCCAUCUCGGUUUCAUUUCAGCCUUUGUAAUGAAUGGACUGUGUUCAUUUAGAUAUGCUGCACAUCAACUUCAACAGGUCUGUGACAGACUGAAAGAUAUUACAAAAUUUCUGCAUUUAUAGCUGAUACCUCCAUGGUUCAGGUGUAACAGCCCACAGAAAGAACAUACUUCCAGGGAUUUUGUUGAAUUGUUUACCAAGUAUCAACAUGUGAAAUUCCUUACCUCUGUUAAAUUCCUGACAUUUUUUUCUUUUGUUUUAUAAGGAUAUUCUCGUUUUUUAUCGCUAACAAAGGCUAUAAAAAUGGGAGUUAUAUCACAGUUAAGAACAAUCAUCACAAAAUUUUCAGUUGGUACAGCUUUGAUAUUGUAAGAGUCUGGAAACUUGCUACAACAGAAUCUUAAAAAAUUGUUCUUGUUUAUCUUUUUUUUUUUUGAAAACUUUGCGUAUAAAUGUUGCUGGAGAGUAUGAUUGUCUCAUUGUAAUGUUUACUUAAAAGUCAAAAUUCAAACCACUAUAAUGAUUAUCUGCCCAGGUAAUAACAGAUGCUUUACCAUGAGGAGAAGUCGGAAAAGCUGAAUUUUUUUGACAAAAAUUCAUAGCUGAAUGUGCAUAUUGCAUAAUCAGUCAAGAUCAUGGGUAGUAUUUGAGAAAAUCAUUCUAAUCCAUGUUCAAACAAACAAGGAGAGAUCAUGGCUACAUCAGUGUCACAGUAGAGUUAAUGUAUCAAGUUAUAUCAGUAGUGGUGUAUGUACUGACUUCAUUUCACCUUUAUAAUAUGCUGCAUAAUUAUUUAUGUUUUUUCAGUUAUGUUAGGGUAAUUGUGCAUUAACUAUAUAGUACGAAUAAAUACUGAUUUGGAAAAGCAAAGACUUGUUUGUAUAAUUUAGUAUUUAAAACAUCAGGAAUCACCAAACACUAGUCUUGUCAUUGUUCUGUCAGAGGAUUUACUUCCACACUACCAUACCUAAUGUGACCAGUAUGUAUACAAGGUUUGUGAGUUCAUUCAGUGCGAGAGUUAAUUGGUGCCAGUAAGACAUUUUGUAUGAGCUAACUGAGGUAUGUUGGAGUUUGUGUGUGUCAGUUAGUCAGUUCAUAUAUCAUCUUUAACACUCAAGGGAGUAUGCUUACUAUCUCUCUCUGCAUUCCUUGAACAUUUCCUGGUAAAAUUGAAGGCACAAAUGAAAUUAUUUGAUUGGUCUAAGAGUACAUUCCAGAAGAAAAGAAACUGACCAAUCAUAGACUGGCACAAUCCUUUGAAGAAUACAAAGGAGUGACAUCAAACUCUAAAAAGCUAGUAAAACAUGCCAUUAUGCAAUCUCAAGAUUUUUCUCAUCUUAUACACAAGGUGUCACACAUGGAGUCUUCAAUUUUAGCCCUGAAAUGUUCCAGGGGUAUAGAGAGUGAUAGUGAAUGUAACCCUUUAGAGUAUCCAGGAUGUUUAUAUAUUUGUUUGUAUGUAUUUGUAUGCAUUUUAUUGAAGGGCAUCAUUUCUGGAGUUGAAAUGUUACCACCAAGUUUCAUUGUUAAAAGUGCUAGUGUGAAUUUCAGCUGCUUGAAUGUUGCUUUUCUAUAACUUUCCUUGAUGUCAUGAAUAUGUGAGUAUAUGUCUAGUGUUUAUUUGUGUAAAUGUCUAUUUAUUUGUUGACUUUGUUUUAUAGUAUAAUGAGAAUUUUUAAUGUGUUCAAUAUUAUUUGUUAUGAAUUGGGCUACUGUUGAUGGUACAACUUCCUUUGUAAAACGGUACCAGUGUGAUUUUAUUUCAUACAACUGAUAAUUUCUGAGCCUUCAGACUCAAACUCAUUCAGAAAAAAAACAUGUAUAUUAACUGCAAGUCAACUUCUGUUUAGAUAAUUAAGAUCUGUUUGGGUAAAUACGUACAAGUUCUGGAUUGAUUAAUGAUUUGUUUCCUUUCUUUAGAGAAAGUGAAUGGAUUAUUUAAAUACAGACACAGGUGGCUGUAAAACACAGUAGGCCUACCCCGUGGCCUAUGAUUAUCAAAUACAUACAGAUGGGGUUUCUUUGAAUGUCCAGUGCAUUUACGUGGUACAUCAAUCAGAAUAUUCUAAAUAAGAGGUGCAUUUGCCUCCUAACUUUUCAUCAGAUUGAUGUUUUUAAAAAUAUUUUGACAAAAUGUUUUGUGAACAUAGGUCAACAUAUAAUUUUUAAAAUUUGUGUGAAUCUUGAUAAAUUGGGAUGAUGUUUUAUUUCUGUCAAAGGGUAGCUAAUAAUGUGAGAUACAGCUAUAUCUCAUUGCCAUGAUACAUGAAACAUGUAUAAUGAAUGUCAGUAUUUGUUAUGAUGUACAAAAUGUAGAUAUUUGUAUAUAAUUGUGGAAGCACAUUGAUUUGUAUAUAAAGGAGAAGAGAU